This is a messenger RNA of Octopus sinensis (East Asian common octopus), 2050 nucleotides long. RefSeq names its product coiled-coil domain-containing protein 102A-like. The transcript is spliced from 8 exons. Gene Ontology annotation, cellular component: myosin complex. The coding region runs from base 321 to 2006 and encodes 561 amino acids. Lineage: Eukaryota; Metazoa; Mollusca; Cephalopoda; Octopoda; Octopodidae. The record is from RefSeq and is a predicted model, not a curated record.
AAGGGUAGAUAACCGUACAGAGUCUCCGAUGCAAACUGUGACAACAAAAAAGCCGAGUGCUACCAGUAGGUCUGAACAUCGUGUAGUUCUCUCAUCUCUUCCUCUAUUCCCGUCGCUGCACAUUUCCAAUGGGACCCUCGGACAGUCUGUAGCCUGAUCAGAAACUUAACCACGCUGAUUCCAUGUGCCAUUUGAUGCAGUUUGACCAAGAACCAUUUCCUUCAAUCCGUUUGUGGAAUGCCAGAAUUGCAUGUAGACGUCUUUCAUUACCGCUGCCAUUUCUCAUUCAAUUUCGGCGUCGCUGAGCUGGCACCUUCCCAAUGAGCCAAAGGUCAUCUAGCUGUGCAGCUCAUAAAAUAUCAUCAUCAUCAUCAUCAGGCGGAGGAGAUGUAGCCAAUAUUCGGGCCACGCCUUCCAUACCAAUGUCUCCCACAUCUGGCCGAGAACGGAUGAGCUCUGCUAGUAGCACACCCUUAUCUUUUACACAGAUGGCAGAAUAUGAAUGGUUGGAGCGAGAAGAACUGCACAUGAGGGAGCUGGAAGAGGCACGCUCUCGCACGGCGCAGAUGGAGAAAACCAUGCGCUGGUGGUCAGACUGCACGGCCAACUGGCGCGAGAAGUGGAGCAAAGUGCGCAAUGAACGUAAUAAGGCUCUGGAGGAGAAUCGGACUUUACGUAAUAAAAUGGACAGCUUCGUCAAGGAAUCAGCGGAUUUGAAACGAGACAAGCAAGAACUCCUGAGUGAAAUUGAGGAACUGAAGAAACGGGUUGAGUACUGCAAAGGUGCCGGGUCGAGUGACAUCGACCCUGGAAUCCAUGGUGUAGGUAGCAGCGUGGAGGGUGGCGGGUGUGAAGAGGGUGCAAAAAACACAAACACUACUAAUAACAAUAAUAAUAAUAAUAACAAUGAUUCUGAGACUUCACGUUACGAUGUGAAGAAUCGAGAAGAAUUAGCAGCUGCUACUGUCACCUGUAAGGUAAGUGAGACACCUGUAGAGAAUCUGAUUGAGAAAAAUGAACUCCAUGUUGAAUCUUCCAAAGCUAGUCCUUCCAAAUGUCGACAAGAAGAGGCUUCAGAAUCACACAUCAGCAGAAUUGAAGACAGGCUGUCGUUAGUAACCAAGAAAUUGGAUGAAUCUCAGAAAACUCUUCACCUUCAAUGCGAAGAAAAUAUCAGACUUACAAAAACAAUUGAGAAACUUGAAGAAGAAAUCUCGUCUCUAAAAAUAAAAUAUGAUGAACUGAAACUGUCCAAAGCAAGUGUGAUUAACGAGAUGGAACGUUUGCAAGCAGAACACAAAGAAGAACUUUCUAGAAUAUAUUUAGAACUAGAAGAUGAGCAAGAAAAUCAUUUGGCUGUUGACAAACGAAUGGCUGAUUUGAGGAAAGAGCUGGAGGCUCUUCAAGCAGAGAAUGCCUCUGAAUGGGCCAAGCGGGAACGUUUAGAGACGGAAAAACUGUCUCUGGAACGAGAAAGCAAGAAGUUACGAACAAAAAUCGAUGAUUUACAUGAACAAUUAGAACAGAAAAACCAGCAAGCAGCUACGUUGAUUGAUUCUGAUAUGAGAACUAUGCAGUUUGAACUCUCUGAAAAGAAUAAGGAAGUCAUUGAAUUACGCCACGUCCAUGCAAAAUUGAAGAAGAUCAACGUUGAGAAACACACUGAACUCGAUCACACUCGACGUCGUGCAGAGCAAUACGAGAUGGAGGUUAAGAAGCUUCGUUCCCGCAUAGAAGAACUAAAGCAAGACUUGGCCUCUGCCGAAGACGAGGCUGAUCUUCAAGCAAACAAUGUCCGUAAGUUACAACGUACAAAUGAGGAGUACGAAGAGCAAGUUGGCAACUUACAAGUCCAAAUAGAACAUUUACAAAGCAGGUUGCGUCGAGGAAAUCCACAAACUUGUUUGAAGUCUCGCUCUUCCCAGAGUCUAAAAUCGUUCACAACUGACGAAGCGACCACACUUCCCGACAGUGAUGAGAAUGCGAUGGAGGACGACAUCUCUUAACUCCAACCCUGUGUUUAUCAAUCGGCAACCCUACCUCGCCCUUC